Molecule: messenger RNA, 2953 nt
Organism: Xenia sp. Carnegie-2017
Lineage: Eukaryota; Metazoa; Cnidaria; Anthozoa; Malacalcyonacea; Xeniidae
Exons: 4
Coding region: 446-2734 (762 amino acids)
Biological process (GO): protein ubiquitination; Notch signaling pathway
Source: RefSeq, a predicted model, not a curated record
AACGAGAAUACCUUGUCGUGAUUGGCUGAUGGUGAUGUAAUGUUUGGAUAAAGCAUUGUUUGUGCCAUGUGUGCUGGUCUCGGUGUUUUGAAUAAACGAAAGUUGUAUGUUAAUGAUGAAUUAUUUGUUAAUUUAAAAGUGAAACUGCGUUAUAAUUCUUGGAAACGAUGUUAUCCAGUAUUAUUUGUUGGAGUGUUAGCUCUAUGCAAGACCUUGGUUUCAAGUGCCUCAACAAAAGGUAAAUGUUUGCUACCUUGAAUGAUUUAAAUGCUGUAUUCGGUGACGUUCUUAUGAACAUAGAUUUAAGAACGAACAUAUAAUAUUGAAAACGACCUCUGGCAAAAACUAGAAAUAUCCAUACGCAACAACAAUCACGGCGCGUUGAAUUUAUAGAGGAUAGUAUUUGUGAUUGUGACAAGAAAUUCGUCGAUUUGUUGGGCAACAAAUGGCUCAUGUUGAGUUAUUUGAAAGAGUUACCGCAAGAAUUUCCUUAGAAAUAGGUAAACAAUACUUGGCAGACAUAAAGGAAGCAUGCAAGAAGACUGGGGCAGACUUUCAUGAAGCAGCCAAUGAAAUAUUGAUUUCAGGAAACUGGAAACAAGUUGAGGAGGCUAGAGGCAUUAUCACCAUGGUGAUAAGUCACCAACUAAAGUAUCAGAGUCACCAACACGAUAAUAGUAAACAUGGUUACCUGUCUUUUGACACAAAGCCAUAUGUUUUGAAAUAUAUUGAAACUUUUCAAUCAAAUUAUUUGAGAGACAUUGAAAAUGAGUUUAAAGUGAAAAUACAAUGGAACGAACACUACAGUAAUGUUCGCAUGAUACAUCGCCCUGAUUCACCCUCCACAUUUAUAUCUGAAGGUUUUGAAAAGUUGAAGCAAAUCUAUCAGUAUUUUUCUAUUGAACUUAUCAACAUGGACAUCAAAGUAAAUGAAAUGUUUAAAGAUAUAUGGAAUAGUGUGUUGUUAUCUUUACCUCAUGAUGAUCAAGGCAAUGGCAUUAUUUAUGAGUGGUUUCCUGAUGAAUCUGUAUUGAGGUUCUUGGGAACACGUGAUCUCCUGGAGAAGCUAAAUAUAAUUAUCAAAGAAAAACUAAACAUCAAUAAAGCCAUACAUCAAGAAAAUGUUCAAUCUAUUUCACCCCAUGCUCCUCCAAAAGAUGUUUUAUCUCAUGAGACAGUUAAUGGUCUUAAAGUGGUUGUUUGUCAUGGUGAUAUUACUAAAGAAAAUACUGACAUCAUUGUAAAUGCUUGUAACAAACACCUAGACCAUGCUGGUGGUGUAAGUUAUGCUAUUGCACAAGCAGGUGGUCGUGUAGUUAAACAGGAGUCAGAUGAUUUUGUCAAAAGACAUGGAUAUGUUAAAGUAGGUGAAGUUGCAACUACAUCUUCUGGUUAUCUUAGCUGUAAAAAUAUCAUACAUGCUGUUGGUCCACAAUGGAAAGUUGAUGGCCCAGAAGAAACAAAGAAAAUCUUCCAUAAACUCUUUCAAAAUGUUUAUAAAGCUGCUUUAAAAGUAAAUGCAAAAUCCAUGGCAAUGCCCGCCAUUAGUUCCGGUAUCUAUGGUGUCCCCAAAAACGUUUGUGCUAAAGCAACGUUUGCAUUUUUGACUGAACUUGAUAACCAUCUUGCUUUGGACGGUAAAUCUUCUUUUGAGGUUCGUUUAGUCAAUAUUGAUGUUGAAACUGUAAACGCGUUCACUUCGGCGAUGAACAAAUGGAAAAUGGAAAUAUCAUCAAACGGGAAAAAAAUUCAAAGAAGACAUAGUUUAGAUUCUUUGAAAAAGAAAGUAAAUAAAACAUCAAAUGAUUCGGGAUCGUAUGACGAUACAACAAAAAUGCCAACAAUCAAAAGUUCUCUUUCUGUCUUUGACAAUUCUUCAAAAUUGAAAACUAAACCUGACACACAUCGAAGUUCGUCUUUGGAAAAGUCGAAGAAAUCUAAUUUUAACGAGUAUAGAUCAUCCUCCUCAGCAUCGUCAUCGUCAGGCAAACGACAUGAAAACACCAAAACUACCUACAUCUCUAAUGAUGUCCAUGAUACAUCCUCUGAUAAACAUCUAAAGACCUUUGGAAAUGUUCAACAGAUGAACCAUCGUUGUUCAACUCACGAAAAAGAUCUCGGCAGAAUGAGCAGUUUAACAAUAAACGAUCGUGGAAGUGUUGUUUCAUCAAAUGAUAAAGAGCAAUGUACAAUAUGUCAUUCACCAUAUGAAAACAAGUUGACUUUGAAAAAAUGUGGUCAUACAUUUUGCAAAGAUUGUAUCGAGAAAGCUUUUACAUAUCAAAAGAAAUGUCCAAUAUGUAAUAUGGCUUAUGGAGUGACCGAAGGUGAUCAACCUCCAGGUACAAUGGAGGUUAGAAGCCAUUCGUGGAGUUUGCCUGGAUACGAUGGUGACGGAUGUUACGUCAUCGAUUACAUCAUACCCGAUGGAACACAAAGCAGCAAUCACCCGAACCCAGGAAAACGAUUUUCUGGUACAAAACGUCGGGCAUACUUACCUGCAAGUAAAGAGGGUGAUAAGGUGUUGAGAAUGUUGAAAAAAGCAUUUGAUAUGAAAUUAGUGUUUACAAUUGGUCGAUCAAAUACCACUGGUCAAGAUGAUUGUGUUACAUGGAAUGAUAUUCACCACAAAACUAGUAUCAAGGGGGGACCUACAAGUUUUGGCUAUCCUGAUCCGACAUAUUUAAAUAGAGUGACAGAUGAGUUGAUGGCAAAAGGAAUCACGCUUGAGUAAGAUUUAUUUAAAAAUCGUUGUUUAGACUGCUUUUUGUACGCUGUCUUUCACGAGCGACAUAAACAAUAACGAGAAAUAAAACGAAGAGUGUUUCUCCAAGGCACAGUCUAAGGUUUAAGGAAAGAAACAAAAGAAAUUUCGUCAAGUGAAGAUUCCUAUGUGUUCUUGCGUUAAAGGGUUAGUUGUAUAUGUUUAAUGUCAAAGUGAAACCAGGCGUAG